Messenger RNA from Cylicocyclus nassatus, 3832 nucleotides. The record is from the annotation of a GenBank genome assembly. Lineage: Eukaryota; Metazoa; Nematoda; Chromadorea; Rhabditida; Strongylidae.
AAUCUUUCCAGAUCCGGACGGCCUUUCCAUCCGCUUGGGUGAAUUGACGCCGAAAUGGAAGAUGCACACACGAAGUCGGGCGAAGAGAUUUGCCGUUUCUUCAAUGUGGGCGAAGAUGGGCUGACUGACGGCCAAAUAGAAGCUCAACGAGCCAAAUAUGGCUACAAUGAAAUGCCUGCCGAAGAAGGAAAAUCCAUUUGGGAGUUGAUUUUCGAACAAUUUGAUGAUCUCCUUGUGAAGAUUCUUCUCCUCGCUGCUAUCAUUUCUUUUGUCUUAGCUCUAUUCGAAGAACAUGACGAUCAAACUUCUGCAGUUACCGCCUUUGUCGAACCUUUCGUUAUUCUGCUUAUUCUUAUCGCAAAUGCCACAGUCGGUGUCUGGCAGGAACGGAAUGCGGAAUCGGCUAUAGAAGCUUUGAAAGAAUAUGAACCGGAAAUGGCCAAAGUGGUUCGAGCGGGUACCCAUGGUAUUCAAAUGAUUCGAGCUCGAGAUCUUGUUCCUGGAGAUCUCGUUGAAGUAUCUGUUGGUGACAAAAUCCCAGCUGAUCUGCGACUAUUGAAAAUCUACUCGACCACCAUACGAAUUGACCAGUCCAUCCUGACCGGAGAAUCUGUGUCAGUAAUCAAGCACACCGAAUCCGUGCCUGAUCCACGUGCUGUGAAUCAAGACAAGAAGAAUUGUCUCUUCUCCGGUACAAAUGUGGCUUCAGGAAAGGCUCGCGGAAUUGUGUUUGGUACCGGACUGAUGACUGAAAUCGGUAAAAUCCGAACGGAAAUGGCUGAAACCGAGAGCGACAAGACGCCGUUGCAGCAGAAACUUGACGAGUUCGGUGAACAGUUGUCAAAAGUAAUCUCCAUUAUCUGCAUCGCUGUAUGGGCUAUCAACAUUGGCCAUUUCAACGACCCCGCUCAUGGUGGUUCAUGGAUCAAAGGAGCUAUCUAUUACUUCAAGAUUGCUGUUGCCUUGGCUGUCGCCGCCAUUCCCGAAGGUCUUCCCGCUGUCAUUACCACCUGUCUUGCACUUGGAACUCGAAGAAUGGCGAAGAAGAACGCGAUUGUCCGAUCGCUGCCAUCUGUCGAGACUUUGGGUUGUACCUCUGUAAUCUGCUCCGAUAAGACCGGCACUCUGACAACCAAUCAAAUGUCUGUGUCCAAAAUGUUCAUUGUCGAAUCGGCAUCUGGCGACAACAUCAACUUCAAUGAGUUCACUAUCUCUGGAUCUACCUAUGAACCAUCUGGAAAAGUUUUCUACAACGACAAAGAGAUCAACUGUGCUAGCGGAGAUUUUGAUGCAUUGACUGAGUUGGCCACGAUCUGUGCGAUGUGCAACGACUCAGCUGUCGACUACAAUGAUACCAAGAAAGUCUAUGAGAAGGUAGGAGAGGCCACCGAAACUGCCCUUGUUGUCUUAGCUGAGAAGAUGAACGUCUAUGGAACCCCCAAAUCUGGUCUGUCACCCCGUGACUUGGGCAAUGUGUGUAAUCGUGUCAUCCAGCAAAAAUGGAAGAAGGAGUUCACUCUCGAAUUCUCCCGUGAUCGCAAAUCCAUGUCAUCGUAUUGUAUUCCUGCAACCGGCGGAUCCGGUGCCAAAAUGUUCGUGAAAGGAGCUCCAGAAGGAGUGCUUGGCCGCUGCACUCAUGUCCGUGUCAACAACCAAAAAGUGCCCCUCACGCAAGCCAUGACCCAGAAGAUCGUUGACAAAUGCGUACAGUAUGGUACUGGUCGCGACACACUGCGAUGCUUGGCUCUGGGGACGAUUGAUAACCCAAUACCUCAGCAAAACAUGAAUCUUGAAGAAGCUACGCAGUUUGUGAAGUAUGAACGCGAUAUCACCUUUGUCGGUGUCGUCGGAAUGCUUGACCCUCCUCGAACUGAGGUCAUGAGCUCGAUCAAGGAGUGCAAUCAUGCUGGUAUUCGUGUCAUCAUGAUUACUGGUGAUAACAAGAACACAGCUGAAGCCAUUGGUAGACGUAUUGGACUGUUCGAAGAGCAUGAGGAUACCACAGGAUUGGCAUUCACUGGCCGUGAAUUUGACGAUUUACCACCAGAGCAACAGUCUGAAGCUUGCCGACACGCUAAGUUGUUUGCUCGAGUAGAGCCGGCACACAAGUCCAAGAUUGUCGACAUUUUGCAGAGCCAUGGAGAGAUUACUGCCAUGACUGGUGAUGGUGUGAACGAUGCUCCUGCUUUGAAAAAAGCCGAAAUUGGAAUUGCUAUGGGAUCAGGAACUGCUGUGGCCAAAUCUGCAUCAGAAAUGGUCCUGGCUGACGAUAACUUCGCUUCCAUUGUGGCUGCUGUAGAAGAAGGUCGCGCUAUCUACAACAACAUGAAGCAAUUCAUUCGAUACCUUAUCUCGUCCAAUGUCGGAGAAGUCGUGUCUAUCUUCCUGGUAGCAGCUAUCGGCAUUCCGGAAGCUCUGAUUCCCGUACAACUGUUGUGGGUCAACUUGGUCACUGAUGGUCUGCCAGCUACCGCUUUGGGCUUCAACCCACCCGACUUGGACAUCAUGGAACGACAUCCACGAUCGGCUAGCGAGAGUUUGAUCUCGAAAUGGCUAUUCUUCCGGUAUCUAGCUGUCGGAACCUAUGUCGGAGUUGCCACUGUUGGAGCAGCUAUGUGGUGGUUCCUUUUGUACGAGGAUGGACCUCAGAUUACCUACUAUCAGCUUACCCACUGGAUGAGAUGCGAGAUUGAACCCGAAAACUUCACCGAUUUGGAUUGCGCUGUGUUUGAGGACAAUCAUCCUAAUGCCAUGGCCUUGUCUGUAUUGGUAACCAUCGAGAUGUUGAACGCUUUGAAUUCCUUGUCUGAAAACCAAUCGUUGUUCGUGAUGCCACCAUGGUCGAAUAUGUGGUUGUGCUCAGCCAUCGCGCUCUCAAUGUCCCUCCACUUUGUUAUCCUGUACGUCGACAUCAUGUCUACGAUCUUCCAGAUCACGCCGCUAAGUGUGGUCGAAUGGAUAGCUGUAUUGAAGAUCUCGUUCCCUGUGAUUCUCCUCGACGAAGUACUCAAAUUCAUCGCGCGCAACUACGUCGACGUGGAGCCUCCAGCGGACCUCAAUUUGCAGAAGAAGAAGCUCUAAAGAAGAUUGUGGAUCUAUUUGAAUGGCGAUUUUUGUCGUUCUUAUGACAAAAUGAGACUUUGCAGGUGUACUACUUCUUUGACCCUCACACAGAUUUGUCAUAGGCUGUUGCGCUGUUUAGUUUGAUAUGUGUUAUCUCAGUGUCUUGUAAGUUGUUAAUUUAGUAGUGAGAGUGAUAUUCCUCCCUGUGCUCUUGAUAUAGCUAAUUUGCUUAUUGUUGACCAAUUUUACUAAUCUGAAUCGCGAGGAUGGCACAAUGUAAGAGAUUUGAGCUAGAAUACCUUAGGUAGUCUUGUCUUAAAUCUUAUAGUUGCAGAGCUUAGUUGAUGGGGAAGGGGCAAGAGAUCACAAUGCAGUUUUGACUGCAUAAUUUUGCAGUUUCUCGCAUGAGUCACAGUUUGAUGCUUUCUACCAAGGGAAAUCGAUGAAUUUUUCUUUUUGCAAUCUUGAUGUUCUUAUCCCUUUUAAAGUUUUGUAAUCCUCGGCAGUCACCACUAAUAAUGGGAUAGGAUCUUUCAUUUUGCUCAAGUGUUCACAAUGUUGGUCAGUAGUUAGUUGGUAGUUUGUAAUUACGUACUCAUCACAGUUCUUUUUGUGUUUUUGGCCGGGAUGUUAUUCGCCAAUUGAAAUCUGGUCACAUUCAUUCGAAACAUACGGUCUGUAUCUGAGUUUUCUCUUCAAGGCUAUUGAUGAUAGGUCUGUUGUUAUGUAAAAUUAUCUUGACGCAGAACCCUAAUAAAAAAUUUGAUGU